AUGGCACCAAAAAACAAGGGAAAGAAGGGAAAGAAGGGUGAUGACGACUUUUGGGAUAAAGCAGGCGAAACAGUCGCGCCUAAUGAUAACCAUGCCGAUGCCGCCAACGGAUCUGAAGAUGAGAAUGUCUUUGCGAAGAAGCCUAAGGCGACCGGGUUUUCUGCCCUUGGAAUGGAUGAAACCCCAGUGGAUGAUGAGGAUGGAGGCGGUUUGAUGUCGUUAAUCAGCUCUUCAGCUGCCGCUGCCAAAUCGAAGAAGAAAAAGUCGAAGGUCACCGCCAAUGACUUCGAUGAUUUGGCUGAAGUGACCGGCCAACCUGCUGCAUCGGUCGAGUCUAAAAUGCCUCUAGAAGUUACAGCCGAGGACUUGGCUGAUGAAGAAUGGGGCCCGGUGAAGGACAAGAAGGGCAAGGGAAAGAAGGAUAAGGGAAAAAAAGGGAAAGUAGAGCUUGACGAGGAAGAGAAGGCCCAAGAGCAAACUGCGGUCCCAGCUGAAUCCGGCGCUCCUUCCUCUGCCGUCCCAGACCCAGCUCCAACGGCCACCAAGGAAGGGGUCGACGAUGAAGAGCCAGAAGAAUCAGGGGCAAAGAUUCUUUCCAAAAAAGAAAAAGAGAAGCUCAAGAAAGAGCGCGAAAAGGCGAAGAAAAAGGCCCAGGCUGCCGCGAAGAAGGCAUCAGCAGCAGACGAACAAACUACCUCUUCACCGGCCGCGCCCGAGCUAGCGGUAGCACCUCAGCCAACGGCGAACGCAGAAGACAAUGAGGAAGACGGAGAUGAUGCCACUGCUGGAGCCAAAACAGAUUCGAAGAAGAAAAAGAAGAAGAAGGCGGCAAAGAAAGACGAGGAGCCCGCCCCAGCUGCCGCCCCAACUACCUCUUCCUCAAAGAAGAAGGGGGGCAUCAGUGCACUGAGGGCAAUGAUGGAGGAGAAGAGACGAUUAGAGGAGGAGGCCAGAAAGAGGGAGGAAGAGGAGCGUCGAAGAAUUGAGGAGGAGGAACGUCUGGCAGAAGAGGAAGAACGAAGAAAAGAGGAGGAAAAACAGCGCAGAAAGGAAAAGGAAAAGGCGAAACGCGAGCUCGCGAAGAAAGAGGGCCGGCUACUCACGAAGAAGCAAAAGGAGGAGAGACAGAUGGCUGAAAUUCGCAAGCAAGCACUUUUGGCUUCCGGAGUUCAAAUCGAAGGAUUGCACCAAACUUCAGGUACUGGUCCGCCGGCUGUGAAGAAGGUCGUGUACGGAAACCGUAAGAAGAAAGGGCCAAGCGCGAAAGAUGCCUCACCUGCCCCGGAGUCACGACCCCGAUCCCCUGAGCCUAUGGAAGCGGUUACACCCCCUCCGCCUGCCGCCGCCGCCGAACCAACAAAUGGAGACGCGGCGAAGUCUGACUGGGAGGCAAGCACCGACGAAGAGCCUGAAGUUAAGCCUGAAGCACCAGCUGGUAUCAAGGACUCAUGGGAUGAAUCAUCUAAUGACGAGGAGAAACCAGCUUCCAAAUAUGCUGAAGUGAUAGUUGCCACAGUUAAAUCAGCUACCGUCAAAUCAGCUCCCCAAACAAAGUCUAUUCCCGGCAAAGUUGCAUCCACUUCUCCUGCCCCAGCUUCAUCAAAGACUACAACAGUCGAAACUGCGCAACCGAAACCAACUGCUCAGGCAGGGUCUUCGGAAUCAGAGGACGAAUCUGACACCACCGAAGAUGACUCAGAGGAGGAUUCCGAGGAGGAUUCCGAGGACUCAGAAGAGGAGAUGACCGCAACACAGAAACAAGCUGCCCAAAAGAAAGCCGAGGCUGCAGCAAGGAGAGCCAAGGCUCGCGAGGAAGCGCUGGCGGCCAGAAAUAAAGACAACCUCCGCAGCCCCAUCUGUUGUAUUUUGGGGCACGUCGACACGGGGAAAACAAAACUUUUGGAUAAGAUUCGUCAAACAAAUGUUCAAGAAGGCGAAGCUGGUGGUAUCACGCAACAAAUUGGUGCGACAUACUUCCCUGCGGACGCGAUCAAGACCAAGACUGCUGUCAUGAACAGAGACAACCAACAAGAAUACAAGAUCCCUGGCCUCCUCAUCAUCGAUACACCUGGACACGAGUCGUUCACUAAUUUGCGAUCUCGUGGUAGCUCGCUCUGCAACAUUGCGAUCUUGGUAGUAGAUAUCAUGCAUGGUCUUGAGGCUCAAACCCUGGAGUCACUGCGUCUUCUGAGGGAUCGUAAGACGCCAUUCAUCGUCGCGCUCAACAAGAUCGAUCGUAUAUAUGGCUGGGUAGCAACUCCGGACGGUGCCUUCCGCGAAUCGUUGGCAAAGCAAAGCCGCAGCGUUCAACGUGAAUUCGAAGACCGUCUCGCAAAGACCAUCCUUGCUUUCGCUGAGGAGGGCUUGAACGCUUGUCUUUACUACGAGAACAAGAACAUGGGACGUAACGUCUCUCUGGUACCCACAUCUGCUAUCACAGGCGAGGGUGUCCCGGACAUGAUUAUGCUCCUCGUCAACUUGACACAACAGCGUAUGAGCGAUCGUCUCAUGUAUCUGUCAGAGUUGGAGUGCACAGUUUUAGAAGUGAAGGUUAUUGAAGGCCUCGGCACAACUAUCGAUGUGGUGCUUUCGAAUGGUAUCUUGAAAGAGGGCGAUAGGAUUGUCGUUUGCGGUUUGAAUGGGCCGAUCGUCACAAACGUCAGAGCACUCUUGACACCUCAACCGCUCCGAGAAUUGCGUAUCAAGUCCGCCUAUGUCCAUCACAAGGAAGUAAAAGCAGCACUUGGUGUGAAAAUUACGGCUCCAGAUCUGGAAAAGGCCAUCGCUGGGUCUCGUCUUCUCGUCGUCGGCCCUGACGAUGACGAAGAGGAACUUAAAGAAGAGGUUAUGUCCGAUCUGACAUCGCUAUUCGAGAAUAUUGAUAAGUCCGGCCGUGGAGUUUGCGUUCAAGCAUCAACCCUCGGGUCCCUGGAGGCACUCUUGGAUUUCUUGAAGAGCAGCAAGAUCCCGGUGUCGGGUAUUAAUAUUGGCCCUGUCUUCAAACGCGACGUCAUGCGUUCUGCUACGAUGUUGGAGAAGGCCAAGGAGUUAGCUUGCAUCCUUUGUUUCGAUGUGCCCGUGGACAAGGAGGCGGAGAAGUUGGCAGAAGAAAUGGGCAUUCGUUUGUUCAAAGCGGAUAUCAUUUAUCACCUAUUUGAUGCGUUUACCAAGUACAACGAAGAGAUUAUGGAGGCAAAGAGAAAGGAUGCGGCACCUCAGGCUGUGUGGCCAUGUCGGCUCAAGAUCAUCGCCGCCUUUUGUAAACGAGAUCCAAUUAUACUUGGGGUGGAUAUUCUGGACGGGACGUUGCGGAUCGGGACACCAUUGGCAGUGGUGAAGAUCGAUCCUUCGACAGGCAAGAAGGAAGUGAUUGAUCUUGGCAAGAUCACUUCGUUGGAGAUCAACCAUAAGUCCUAUGAGAUUAUCAAAAAGUCGCAGGCUGGAGGAGGUGUUGCAGUCAAGAUUGAGCAUGCUGUCUACCAAUCAUCAAAGAUGUUUGGGCGCCAUUUCGACGAAAAGGACGAUCUGCUCAGCCAUAUCACUCGCCAAAGCAUUGAUGUGCUGAAGACGUCAUUCAAGGCCGAAGUUUCAAACGAAGAAUGGUUACUCAUUCGUGCUUUAAAGCCUCGCUUUGGCAUCCCUUAA
Messenger RNA from Cyclocybe aegerita, 3645 nucleotides. Lineage: Eukaryota; Fungi; Basidiomycota; Agaricomycetes; Agaricales; Hemipholiotaceae. The record is from the annotation of a GenBank genome assembly.